This is a messenger RNA of Quercus robur (English oak), 1261 nucleotides long. RefSeq names its product deSI-like protein At4g17486. Bases 357 to 935 code for a protein of 192 amino acids. The transcript is spliced from 4 exons. Gene Ontology annotation, molecular function: deubiquitinase activity. Gene Ontology annotation, biological process: protein deubiquitination. Lineage: Eukaryota; Viridiplantae; Streptophyta; Magnoliopsida; Fagales; Fagaceae. The record is from RefSeq and is a predicted model, not a curated record.
GAAGCCAAUGAAUGAAAAGCAGACACCUUGACCUCCUUUUGUCCUUUUCCUCUCCCUUCGUUUGCCAAUUUUGCUUUUGCUUUUGCUUUUGCUUUUAUAUCUCAAAAUCAAAAGCCGCAAACUUUUCUCUUCACCUCUCUCUCUCUAUCUGCUCGGAGAUUAGCAGAUGGAUCUCUGACCCUCAAAUCUUUCCCUCUUUCUCUCUCUCCGGUGGCAUGAGAAGAAAGAACUUGAAGAUAAAAAGAUAAUAUUUUUGUGUGUGUGUUGGAUAUCUGUAAUGGGGGCAGAGAGUAGUACAUCAAUGAACUCGGAUGGGAACAACAAGAACAUUGAGACCCAGGUGGUGCUAAACGUGUAUGAUCUCACCCCUAUCAACAAUUACAUGGUUUGGUUUGGUUUUGGGAUCUUUCAUUCCGGUAUUGAAGGUUGUUCAUGGUAAGGAGUAUGGAUUUGGAGCUCAUGACUUCCCAGCGAGUGGAGUUUUUGAAGUGGAACCAAGGAGUUGCCCAGGUUUUAUUUACCGAAGUUCCAUUGUAUUAGGCCACAUAACUAUGCCUCCAACUGAAUUCCGAACAUUUAUUGAGAACGCAGCUUCUGAGUAUCAUGGGGAUACCUAUCACCUCAUUUCCAAGAAUUGCAACCAUUUUACAGAUGAUAUUUCAUGGAGAUUGACAGGAAAACACAUCCCAGGGUGGGUGAAUCGGCUUGCCCGGCUAGGUGCUUUGUGUAGUUGUCUGCUUCCAGAAAGCCUUCAAGUAACUACUGUCAAACAGAUGCCUGAAUACCAUGAUUGUUCAGAAGAAGAAUGUACAGAAUCUGUAUCAACCACCACUGCCCGUGAGUCAACAGAAAUUGAUGAUGAUCAAGAGAAGAGCCUGCUGUCUCCGUUAGCUGUAAGUGGUGAUGUGACCUUUGUUAAAGAGGCACACAGUUGAAAUUAGGCUACCUUACUGAAGAAGGGGGAAAAGAAUCGGACUCUUCUGAAGUGAUUGUUCUCAUUGCCUGCUUGUUAAACUAUUCAUUUGAUUUGCUGUAAUUUUUUUUUUUCAAUUUUUCCCUCAUAUUUUCUACCACUUGUACUCGAUGUUUCCUUCAUCUGUUUUGAACUGAAAAAAAAAAAGAAAAAGAAAAGAACGAGAACUAGAUUGUUGUAGUUGAUCAUUUGUGUAAGAGGGUUCUAUAUGGGGCUUUUUUCCAAGGGGAAAUGAAUUUUCUUUAAUGGAUCAUGAGAUUCCAACUAAAAGAAAGGUGACUUUGUCUA